AGCUCUUCAUGGUUCCAUUUAAAAGAUCAGAUUCCAUCACAAAAAGUACCUAACUCACUGACGUUUUUCGUUUGGUAUAAUAUAGUUAGGGUUUCGAAUCAAAAAUUUUUAUCGGGUCUCUUUCUCUAUCAAUCAUCUCUCGCCCUUUUUACUAUAGAAAAAUAAUCCCGUACUCAAAAGGUUAGAAAAGAAAGGUUUAGCAGGUGUUAUUUUUUAAAAAGUGCUUUUUUUUGCUUUUUCAUUUUCAUUUUUUUCUCAGUAGAACUGGUUUUUUUUUAUUUAGGUGAAUCUUAUCAUGGAGUACGAGGUAGUGGUGACAAAAAAAAGACGUUCACUAUACGAGUUUAUCCAUUUGGAGAUUAUCAACUUCGAUGUCAAGAAAGCUGUUCGAAAAUAAUUCAAGAUGUUUAUGGUAUAAACGAUUUAAAUAAAAAAACAUCUAAUAAAACACAAAUUAAAAAUAAUUCCAAAGCAAAUGAAGAAUUAAACAAUUGUUUUGGUCAUUUAGGGCAUUGUCCUUUAACAACAUUGAAAUAUAUCAAUUAUGGCAAGUCUUUCUUAACAGAUUCUUUACAUACAAUCUAUGGAGGUGGAUUUAAAAGAUUAAUGCAACUUUUAUUUGAUCGAAAAUAUCGUAAACAAGAGUGGUCAUUAUUUAAAAAAAUAAAUCAUAUUGAUGAACUAUUAUCUCACAUAAAAAUUCCAUCUACUACACAACGAAUUGACAAAGAUUUUAUUAAUACAGUCCAUGGUACAGUUCAUUUUGCUAAACAAUUGAUACGGCAGCAUGUUUUAUUUCGAGAUGCUAUCGUUCGUCAUCGAAAUUUUUCUUACCCACUUUCACUCUUUACAUUUAAUGAACAAUUAUUGAAUCGGAAACAAUCAUUAGUUCAUUAUCAAACUAUUAUUGAUGGAUGUAGCCUACCAAAAUCUGUUUCAUCAAAUUUAUAUGAUAAUACUGAACAUGGUAUAGCUGCUAUUGUACAAUCUUAUUUCAAAGAUCCUUUAAUAUUUUUUCAUUCUGUUAAAAUUUCAAAUGUUUUGUUAAAAACAACAACAAUAUCAUAUAGUAAAUUAUUUGCUGAUAAUUGUAUAUCAUUUUAUUUUUCUGAUAAUCAACAAAAAAUGGGUCUUAUACGAGCUAUUGUGAAGUCAAAACAGGAUACUGUUAGAUUGUUAAUUGAAGAACUUAUUGAAAAAAAAUCAGAUUCAUCAAAAAUGAAAUUUAAAUUGAAUGAUAAAUUUAUAAAAGUUCCAAAUAUAUUCAUUUUAAAUAGAUCAAAUAUUUACCAUCUUAAACAUCCAAAAUGGGUUAUAAAAAAACAUGCGAUGAUUUUUAGACCUGGUAAUUGUGUAAUUGUACUUGAAUAUCCUAAUUUAAAAGAUAAUAGUUAA
This is a messenger RNA of Rotaria sp. Silwood1, 1395 nucleotides long. Lineage: Eukaryota; Metazoa; Rotifera; Eurotatoria; Philodinida; Philodinidae. The record is from the annotation of a GenBank genome assembly.